GGUAGUUGCUCUGCGCGUGGAUGAGGGUUGGAAGGCCCCUUUCUUGCCCUUUUUUGUUUGUGAUGGAGGAGGGUGAGGAACGCUGCAUGGACGACCGUUGGGUGCAGUGAGUCCUUCUGCGCUACCUGAGGGGAAGGCCUGUAACACACCCAUGAGCAAGGGUGGGAACAACCUCCUCCCGUCCCACUCCCCAUUCCAGGGGAAUCGAGCUCCCAGGUCGGCGAAGAUACUGUAGUGAGUGAGAAGGCUCCAGGGAGAGCGCCACGGGAGGGGCAGCAGGCACGCACCAUACACCGUUUGGCCCUUUUCCAAAACUGUGGGGUCUGCGGUGGUGGGAAAAGCACCACCCAGCCUCAACAUGUCACCUCGCGGAGGAGGAGCCAGAUGGCUGAGUGCUAGCAAGGAAAAUUCAGGACCAUGAUGGCUCAGUUUCCCACAGCAAUGAAUGGAGGGCCAAACAUGUGGGCUAUUACCUCUGAAGAACGGACUAAGCAUGACAAGCAGUUUGAUAACCUCAAACCCUCAGGAGGUUACAUAACAGGUGAUCAAGCACGUACCUUUUUCUUACAGUCAGGCCUGCCGGCUCCUGUUUUAGCUGAAAUAUGGGCUUUAUCAGACCUGAACAAGGAUGGGAAGAUGGAUCAGCAGGAGUUCUCCAUAGCUAUGAAACUCAUCAAACUAAAGCUUCAAGGCCAACAGCUGCCCGUGGUUCUUCCCCCUAUUAUGAAACAACCUCCUAUGUUCUCUCCAUUAAUUUCUGCUCGUUUUGGAAUGGGAAGCAUGCCCAAUCUGUCCCUUCCUCAGUCAUUGCCUCCGGUCGCACCCAUAGCAACUCCCUUGUCCUCUGCGACUUCAGGGACCACCCGUCCUACCCUAAUGAUGCCUGCUCCCCUAGUGCCUUCUGUUAGCACUUCAUCAUUACCAAAUGGAACCGCCAGUCUCAUUCAGCCUUUAUCCAUUCCUUAUUCUUCUUCAACAUUGCCUCAUACAUCGUCUUACAGUCUGAUGAUGGGAGGAUUUGGUGGUGCUGGUAUACAGAAAGCCCAGUCUCUGAUUGAUUUAGGAUCCAGUAGCUCAACUUCCUCAACUGCUUCCCUCUCAGGGAACUCACCCAAGACUGGGACCUCAGAGUGGGCAGUUCCUCAGCCUUCAAGAUUAAAAUAUCGGCAAAAAUUUAAUAGUCUUGACAAAAGCAUGAGUGGAUACCUCUCAGGUUUUCAAGCUAGAAAUGCCCUUCUUCAGUCAAACCUUUCUCAAACUCAGCUAGCUACUAUUUGGACUCUGGCUGACAUUGAUGGUGAUGGGCAGCUAAAAGCUGAGGAGUUUAUCCUUGCAAUGUACCUCACUGAUAUGGCCAAAGCUGGACACCCAUUGCCACUGACUUUACCUCCGGAGCUUGUCCCUCCGUCUUUUAGAGGAGGAAAGCAAAUUGAUUCCAUUAAUGGAACUCUGCCUUCAUAUCAGAAAAUACAAGAAGAGGAACCUCAGAAAAAAUUACCAGUUACGUUCGAGGACAAGCGGAAAGCCAACUAUGAGCGGGGGAACAUGGAACUGGAGAAGCGACGCCAGGCCAUGAUGGAGCAGCAGCAGAGGGAGGCAGAGCGCAAAGCCCAGAAAGAAAAGGAAGAGUGGGAACGGAAACAGAGAGAGUUACAAGAGCAGGAAUGGAAGAAACAACUGGAAUUAGAAAAACGCUUGGAGAGGCAGAGGGAAUUGGAGAGACAACGGGAGGAAGAAAGGAGAAAAGAGAUAGAAAGACGAGAGGCAGCAAAACAGGAACUUGAAAGACAACGUCGUUUAGAAUGGGAGCGAAUUCGUAAACAGGAGCUUCUCAAUCGAAGGAAUAGAGAACAGGAAGAAAUUGUCAGGUUAAACUCUAAAAAGAAAAGCCUUCAUCUCGAGUUGGAAGCACUGAAUGGCAAACAUCAGCAGAUCUCAAGCAGACUUCAAGACGUCCGACUUAGGAAGCAAACUCAAAAGACUGAGCUGGAAGUUCUGGAUAAGCAGUGUGACCUGGAAAUUAUGGAAAUCAGGCAGCUUCAACAGGAGCUUCAGGAAUAUCAAAAUAAGCUUAUCUAUUUGGUACCAGAGAAGCAAUUAUUACAUGAAAGAAUUAAAAAUAUGCAGCUCGGUAACACACCUGAUUUAGGAGUCGGUUUACUUCAUAAGAAAUCAUUAGAAAAGGAAGAAUUAUGCCAAAGACUUAAAGAACAAUUAGAUGCUCUUGAAAAAGAAACUGCAUCUAAGCUAUCAGAAAUGGAUUCGUUUAACAGUCAACUAAAGUGUGGGAAUAUGGAUGACUCUGUUCUUCAGUGCCUUUUGUCUCUGCUAAGCUGUCUCAACAACCUCUUCCUCUUACUUAAGGAACUGAGAGAAAGCUACAAUACACAGCAGUUAGCCCUUGAACAACUUUAUAAGAUCAAACGUGACAAACUGAGGGAAAUUGAAAGAAAAAGAUCAGAGCUAAUACAGAAAAAGAAACUAGAAGACGAGGCUACAAGGAAAGCAAAACAAGGAAAAGAAAACUUAUGGAAAGAAAAUCUUAGAAAGGAGGAAGAAGAAAAACAAAAGCGACUCCAAGAAGAAAAAACACAAGAAAAAGUUCAAGAAGUGGAGUGGAAAGCUGAGGAGAAACAAAGUGAGCCAGCCAGUGCUUUGGUCAAUUACAGAGCAUUAUAUUGCUUUGAAGCAAGGAACCAUGAUGAAAUGAGUUUUAAUUCUGGUGAUAUAAUACAGGUUGAUGAAAAAACCGUAGGAGAACCUGGUUGGCUUUAUGGUAGUUUUCAAGGAAAUUUUGGCUGGUUUCCAUGCAACUAUGUAGAAAAAAUAACAUCUGAAAAAUCUGUGUCGCCUAAGAAGGCCUUACUUCCUCCUACAGUGUCUUUAUCUGCUACCUCAACUUCUGAAUCACUUUCUUCAAAUCAACCAGCAUCAGUGACUGAUUAUCAAAACGUAUCGUUUUCAAGCCUAACUGUUAACACAUCAUGGCAGAAAAAAUCAGCUUUUACUCGCACUGUGUCCCCUGUAUCUACAUCACCUAUUCACGGACAGGGACAGGUUGUAGAAAACCUAAAAGCACAGGCCCUUUGUUCCUGGACUGCAAAGAAAGAUAACCACUUGAACUUCUCAAAACAUGAUAUCAUUACUGUCUUGGAGCAGCAAGAAAAUUGGUGGUUUGGGGAGGUGCAUGGAGGAAGAGGAUGGUUUCCAAAAUCUUACGUCAAAAUCAUCCCUGGGAGUGAAGUCAGGCGGGAAGAACCAGAAGCUUUGUAUGCAGCUGUAAACAAGAAACCUACCUCUGCAGCCUGUACAGUGGGAGAAGAGUAUAUUGCACUUUAUCCGUAUUCAAGUGUAGAACCUGGAGAUUUGACUUUCACUGAAGGUGAAGAAAUAUUGGUGACCCAGAAAGAUGGAGAAUGGUGGACAGGAAGUAUCGGAGAUAGAACUGGAAUUUUUCCAUCAAAUUACGUCAAACCAAAAGAUCACGAGGGUUUUGGGAGUGCUAGCAAAUCUGGAACAUCAAACAAGAAACCUGAGAUUGCUCAAGUAACUUCAGCAUAUGUGGCUUCUGGUUCUGAACAGCUUAGCCUCGCACCAGGACAGUUAAUAUUAAUUCUAAAGAAAAAUACAAGUGGCUGGUGGCAAGGGGAGUUACAGGCCAGAGGAAAAAAGCGACAGAAGGGAUGGUUCCCUGCCAGCCAUGUUAAACUUUUGGGUCCAAGUAGUGAAAGAACUACACCUGCCUUUCAUCCUGUGUGUCAGGUGAUCGCCAUGUAUGACUAUAUAGCAAAUAAUGAGGAUGAGCUAAAUUUCUCCAAGGGGCAACUUAUUAAUGUUUUGAACAAAGAUGAUCCUGACUGGUGGCAAGGAGAAAUCAAUGGGGUGACUGGUCUCUUUCCUUCAAAUUAUGUUAAGAUGACGACAGACACAGAUCCAAGUCAGCAGUGACCCAAUGUUGUCUUCCAGUGUGAAAGCACCCCAGAGACCCACUAUCCAAGUUUGACUCUAGCGUGGAGGCAGGGCAGGCAGCCCUGAUCAAAUAUCUCCUACACAAUUCGUUAACUUCGUUCGAAUGUUAGAGCCACUUGUGAUUAUUUCUUCGUGUUUCUAAUUUACAGUUAAAAUUUAUUUGUAACAAGUUAAAGGAUAGUGGGUCUUUGUGUGGCUUUCCCUGCUGUUCAGUCUGGCAUCCUUUAGCAUUUUUCUUCUUUUUUAAUUUGGUAAUUGUAGGUCAUUAGCAUGCAUGUUGAGUUUGCCCUUACAUGGUGGGAGUUCAAACACACAAAGACCCACUAUUUGCACAAACUUUUCUCGCUGGUUUGGAAUGGGCUGCCAUGCUUUUCUAAUGUUAUUGCAACAUGUAUAUUCAUUACAGAAUUCAGAAUUGCUUAUGUUUUGCUAUUAUGUUUGAUCUAAUCCUAAUCACAGUGAGCUCUUAAUUGGUUCAAUAUGUGAUUUGUCCCUCAGUAUGCACUGUUUAUUACUUUCUGAUAUGCCACUAUGAGUACCAAUAUUUAAAUUUGUUUAAAGGCCAAGAAUUGGAAAUAUCCUUUUCUCUAUUUUCUGUGUAUUUUGGGGUGGGAGCAAUAACACUUUGAGGGAGCUUUUCUUAUCUCACAGAAGAGGAAAGUGGCCUGCCCCAGCAAUAUGUGCAGAGCAGGGUAUGUUUUAUCUGUUCUGGCUGUCCAAGAAUGAGUCCUGUACAUGGGAGUUCCCUUGGGAUCUCUGUGGUCUGGGCUCAUGAAGAAGCUUCAUGUGCUGCAGCGGUCAGUUGUUACUUCUUUACUAAUGAGCUAAAAAUGGAUUAUUUUUGAGGAAUGAAAGGCUCCCUUCAUUGACCAUGAGAUAUGAAACCUUCCCUACCUUAGAGCAUUUAUAUCUGUACAUUUUGAAGUCAAAAUUCAUGUUAUCUAUUUUAAUUAGGUGACUACUUGUCCCAGGUCACAAAGGGACACUGGUUGACACUCUUCUUAAUGUAUUUAGUAAAGAUCAUAAGGAAUCCUUGAAGAAUUUAAAUGCCCAUGAAGCAGGCAGACAGUCUCUAUCUAGUUGAGAAUGAAUUCAGUGAAGGAAAGAUGUGUGAGAGCUGGCAUUCCUCUAUGUCCAUGAAGCUGCUUUGUGGCUAGAGGGUUGAUUUUACCGUUCAGAAUUCUCUGGCUACUAUCUAUUCUUCAACCACAUUGGCUACUUUGGCAUAGGAUUUUACUUCUUUUCCUUGAAUGGAAAACUUUAAAGAUAAUAAACAUUAUUAUAAACUAAUAAACAUGAGAGUACUUAGCUGAAACAAAAGGGAGUUUUAGUGGACAGUAUUAAACUAUAUUUGAAAGUCAAUGAGAAGUUUAUGCAAUUUAAAAUGUUUACAAACUGCAGUGCAAUCUACUGUUUAUGAAUGUCCAAGUAUUAUCAGGAAAAGUGUACAUACAAUCACAGAGUCUUAUUUCCUCACACAGUUCUUUAAGAAGAGUGAAAUAUGUUUUUAUAUAUCUGAGUUUUAAGUUAGAGGCAUAUUUUGUGCAAUAUUUGUGUAAAUGAGCCUAUUCAUUAUAAAUGAAUGAUUUUAGUCAUACAUUGCCUAAAUCAUAACUUUACAACACUUGAGAAAGAAUCAACAGUUUAGUUAGAACGUCACAAAGUUCAAAUGUCUGUGUUCCAAAAUACGUCUUUGGGAUGUAUGGUGAUAUGUGUGUGUGCUCCCUGAGGCAGGGAUUUCUAGUUAUUAGACCACCUCAACUUUUAGCAUUUGGCAUCAUCAUGAUACUUUUAUAAAAUAUGACAUAUAGGAAAGCAAUAACACCAUUUUACAGGUGGCAUAACAGAUUUGCCUGCAGUCACUAAAGGGUAGAGUGUAAAGACUGAGUCCUUGUGAAUUCAGCUGAUCUUCUAAAUUGUACAGUUUACUUGGUCUUGCCUUUUAUUUUCUGAACUUUUUGCUUUUGCAACCAUUAGUUGGGUUCAAAUUAAGGGCAGUUACUUUAAAUCCAUUUUAAACCCUGAGGUUAGAAAUUAGACCACUUAAUUAGUCACAUGAUUUGGUAUAACAUUUUCUCCUUAUAAUUUUGAAUUUGGGUUUAUUUAAUACACUGAUAAAUUAUUUCAAAAGUAUUUUUAUAGCUCAAAUUGCUUCAAUUUUACACUGAUAAAUAUAGAUUAUUAAGAAGGACAUUCAGGUAGAGCUUAGUGUCUGAAAAUCAAUUCACAAAUAAUAUAUUCAUCAGGUACCUAUGGACUAAAUCACAUAAUGGCAUAUUUAAGCUGAGUGUCUGGGAAAUAAAUUUACUGUAUUUACAGAAAUACCCCUCUUUGUUUAGGUAUUUUGUCAUGUAUUUGAGAAGAAACUAAAAGUAAAGGAAAUGGUAUGACAUAUAAUAAUAACUUGUCCUUCUUAAAAGAGCAUGCAGUCCUUUGCAAUACCUCGUAUUCAGCCGCGUAUUUGUUCUCAUUCAAUAUAAGAGGCAGCUUUCCAUUUACUUAGAAAGCAACAUUGGAAGGAGUUUAUCAGGAACAUAAAAUUUUAGAAUGAACAAAUCUGAACCCUGUAGUAGGUAAAGAAUGAAAAUUUAUUUAAAAAUUACAAUAUGUGAUAAUCAUUUUUAAGGUAUAUGAUUAAACCUGAUGGGUUUUUCAGCAAUGAAAAAAUCAGUUCUAGGACCAAAGCUGAUUUUUUUAGAAAACUUGAAAAUCUAAAUCAACCCUACCUGUUGUAUACUUUCCUCUAAAACUUUAUCCUAAGGAAUCAUUUUAAAAUAAUACAACUAUUAAAACAAUGUAACUGCUAUUUUAGUGUUUUAAAAUAUAGUAUGAAUACUGAUAGUUUAAAAUAAAGGAACUGGGGGAAGGAAAAGUAGAGAAAGAAAUGCCAAUUUCAGUCCAAAGCUUUAUUUGCCAAGUUUUCUUAGGAUGAAUUUUACCAGGUUAUAAAUUCUUGUAAAUAGAAUCUAUAAUGGAAAUACUGAGAGACUUUUGCCUGAAGUGGCAUUAUUGGAUGCUGCUGUGAUGCUACUGUAAUGUAAUAAAUUAUUAAAUUGUUGCAAAGUGCUGUUUUUUUGCCUUAAAUUUUUAUUUCGUGCGUCUUGAAAACUAUAGUAUUAAAGGUCUUGAGAUUAUGCAAAUGCUGGAAACGCUUGGCAUGAGGUCAUCCGUUUUUAUUUUUACAAAAUUGUAAUAUAACUA
Molecule: messenger RNA, 7170 nt
Organism: Physeter macrocephalus (sperm whale)
Lineage: Eukaryota; Metazoa; Chordata; Mammalia; Artiodactyla; Physeteridae
Gene: ITSN2
Product: intersectin 2
Exons: 30
Coding region: 418-3948 (1176 amino acids)
Biological process (GO): endosomal transport; clathrin-dependent synaptic vesicle endocytosis
Cellular component (GO): cytoplasm; plasma membrane; presynaptic membrane
Molecular function (GO): calcium ion binding; protein binding; molecular adaptor activity
Source: RefSeq, a predicted model, not a curated record